CCGGAAGUGAAAUUCAGAAAAGAAAAUUUUAAUUUUUCAAUAUUAUUUGCUUUCAAUAUGUCUACUAGACCUUCACGACCGCCCCCGCCUGCUCCAGUGAAACCAGGUCAUGUGAAGGUUGUAAGAGCUCUUUACCCAUACCAAGCACAACAGUCUGAUGAACUGUCAUUUGAGGAGGGGGAUACGCUAUAUAUCAUAGACAUGACCUCCAGUAGUGAAUGGUGGAGAGCUAGUUGCGAUGGCAGGGUUGGACUCAUACCAUUCAACUACGUGGAGGAGAACACUGAGUCAGUGGACAACCCAAUGCAUGAAGCCGCUAAGAGGGGGAAUAUAUCUUUUAUGAAAGACUGUAUAAAAAACAAGGUGUCAGUGAAUGGCCUAGAUAAAGCAGGGAAUACCCCACUACAUUGGGCUGCUCAUGGUGGACACAUAGACUGCAUGAAACUACUACUGGCUGCUGGAAACAUUCAACUUGAUGUACAGAACAAGAUUGGUGAUACAGCGCUACAUUCUUGCGCUUGGAAGGGUCAUGCUAGUGCAGUCCAACUUCUCCUAGAGAAAGGUGCCAGGCUUGACCUUAGGAAUAAAGACAAGAAGUCAGCAUAUGAUUUAGCUAAAGACCCUGAUACAGCAGCUCUAUUAAAAACUGUUGUGAUGCCAAGACAAUUCUCAAAGGACUAUGGAGGGGAUAGUGACUCAGACUAGUUCCUAAUAUGGUCAUAUAUUCAAAGGAAGAUCAUCUAUCCCACAGUCCUAUGUAUUCCUAUCUGGAAUCCUCUCAUAUGAUUAGCUGCUCAGAAGAUCACAUGACUGACUGACCAUGGGAAUAAGACAUUUAACUUAUUCAUCUUUAAUUACUUACUGAAGGAUCACAAU
This is a messenger RNA of Owenia fusiformis, 876 nucleotides long. Lineage: Eukaryota; Metazoa; Annelida; Polychaeta; Sabellida; Oweniidae. The record is from the annotation of a GenBank genome assembly.